GAAAUACAUUAUUAUUUGAACUAGUUUUAUUAAUCCACUUACGACCAUAAGCUUCACUGACUACCCAUUCGUAAGCAAAUGUACCUAUGUUUAAAGUCUACGUUUGCAAGCGUGUCAGCAAUGCGAAAUAUGACUGUUGUGUUGAAUUUGUUGACAGUUGACUGCUCUUUCUGACGUCAUAAAACACGGGCAAAUAAUAACAACACAAUCUCGGGUCAAGCGCCAAGACAUUAAACUGUUGAUGAACAACAUUAAAACGGUUUUCCUGAAGUUCUCAUCAUGAUUCUAGAAUUAACAACAACGCUAACAUUACUAUGGAUCACCUGGUAUUUAAUAUCGACAUACUUGGAAAGAAGAUUAAUGCCACCUGGACCGUUUCCAUUGCCAGUCAUUGGUAAUAUGUUACAACUGGAUAUUAAGUCUGGAAAGCCAUUUCAUAAACUUUAUAAGACCUACGGUGAUAUAAUGACAUUACAAUUACACAAAAGCACUGUGUUUGUGAAUACAGCUUCACUUGCCAGAAAAGCUAAGAUUGAGUAUAGUAACGAUGUUGUAAGCAGAGAAAUAGGUACGCCUCUAUAUAAAGUAGUGGGACCAAAUGACGUUGUCUUUGCCGAAUAUGGAAAAGCAUAUAUGUUCAGAAAAAGAGUAUUCAAAUCAGCAAUGCACGUGUUUGGAGCAGGUAUCAAGGCAGCAGAAGAACGAGGACUUCAUGCAGUAGCAUGUACUUUGGAGCAAAUAAAAACAAUGAAAGAUCAACCAUUCUCUCCAAAAAAUAUUAUUGGAUCCGCCAUUGUAGUUCAACUGUGGCAAUGGCUCACUGCCGAGAAAAUUUCUUUAGAUGAUCCAGUAAUAGUGAAACUCCUCGAGUUUAAUGAUCUCGUUGCAAAAAAAAUCCCGUCUACUUUUUUAAUUCACAGGAUGAUACCAUUUUACUCCUAUCUGCCAAUAAAGCUUUCUAAAUUUGUUAAACGAGGUCAAAAUAUAAAAUUCUCGAUACUUUCACCAGUUUUACAAUCCCAUUUAGAAACUUACACACCUGGUACUAUCCGCAACAUGACUGAUAGUUUUAUUGAAGCAUACAAAAAGGAAGCGGCCAAAGAAAGUAAAAAAGAUAUAGGAUCCAUUAAUGAUAUCAAAGAUUUGAUGAUUGAUGUCACUUUGGCCGGUUCGGACACAACUUCUUCCUCACUAUCGUGGUUUAUAUUGUACAUGACCCUAUAUCCUGAAACUCAACAAAAAAUUCAUGAAGAAAUUGUUCAUGCACUGGGGAGAGACAAAUUACCGAGAAUGGACGACGCCGACAACAUGCCCUAUCUUCAAGCUACCAUUUGUGAAGUGGUACGCAAGACCUCUCCAGUGCCCAGAGCAGGUACAGUGACAAUAAACGAUGUAGAACUUGCAGGAUAUCAUAUUCCAAAAGGAACUACGAUUAUCGUCAACAUUGCUGAAAUUCAUAAAGAUGAGCGAGAAUGGCUGGAACCACAUAAAUUCAAGCCAGAGCGUUUCUUAGACGAAGAUGGGAAAUUUGUUGGAUGGACAAAGUAUCCUGCAUUUAUGCCGUUUGGUUUAGGUCGAAGAGAAUGCGCUGGAAUAUCGUUUGCAAAGAUUAUGUUAUUUACGUUUACUGCAGCAUUACUGCAACAGCUCAAGUUUGAGCUUCCUGAAGGAGCGGAAAGACCUGCAGAAGAUGGACCACACUUGGGAAUUGUUAAUGGUCCAGAGAAUUUCCAAGUUAUCAUGAGAAAAAGGUUUUAAGAAGUUAACUUAUUUCUCAGUGUUGCACAAUGGUAUGAUCUCAUAAAAUUUUUAAAAUAGUUGUAAAUGGCGGAUACAUAUUUACUAUAUACACUUACAUUUGUACGAUGACUGAUGUUACUUCAUAUUAUUGUAAUAAUCAUUUGUAUUUUAAAUUAAGGUGAGAAAGACCUAUAUUAAAAUAGCAAUAAAUCAGUAAAGGCAGUUUACUACAGAGUGUAGAAAAAAGA
This is a messenger RNA of Xenia sp. Carnegie-2017, 1988 nucleotides long. Its product is annotated as cytochrome P450 2D4-like. The record is from RefSeq and is a predicted model, not a curated record. The transcript is spliced from 2 exons. The coding region runs from base 280 to 1758 and encodes 492 amino acids. Lineage: Eukaryota; Metazoa; Cnidaria; Anthozoa; Malacalcyonacea; Xeniidae. Gene Ontology annotation, molecular function: heme binding; iron ion binding; oxidoreductase activity, acting on paired donors, with incorporation or reduction of molecular oxygen.